AUGACCACUAUGCUGCACUAUCUUGGCUUCGGAAACAAAGCUCCUUCGAAUAAACCAGUGAAAGAUUCUCCAGUCCGUGCUUUGCCUGCAUCAUGGUACAAAUCUCCUGAGAUGUACGAGCUAGAGCGCCGUGCAAUCUUUUCCAAGAGAUGGCUUUUUAUCACCCACAGCUCGCGAGUUAAGGAAACAGGUGAUUGGCUCCGCUAUGAGAUCGCGGGCUUCGAUUUCAUCAUCACUAGAGAUCGACAAGGAAAUGUGAAUGCCUUCCACAACGUUUGCAGACACCGCGCAUACCCAGUGGUUGAAAAGGAGGGAUCUGGCAACUCCAAAAUCUUAUCCUGUCGUUAUCACGGCUGGUCCUACGGUUUGAAUGGCAAACUCGCCAAAGCGCCCGGCUACAAAGACCUGGACUUCAACAAGGACCAAAACAGUCUAUUCCGGAUACAUGUCAAGGUUGAUGUCAACGGAUUUAUAUGGGUGAACUUGGAUGCGAACGAGGUCCCAGAAAUCCCGUGGGAAGAGCACUUCCGAGACGUCGAUACGCAAGAGCGUUAUCAGGAAUAUAACUUCAAUGACUAUGACCUGGAUCAUACUUAUGAGUUGGAUGGCCAGUAUAAUUGGAAGAUCCUGGCGGAUAACUUCAAUGAAUGCUACCACUGCCCCACAACCCACCCUGAUAUUCCCGAUUUUCUCAAUCUCGAUUCCUUCGACAGUGACCUCAAGGAUGGACAUAUCCAACAUUAUUGCAUCUCGACUCCAGAGCAAAAGGCAAAGGGCCUUUACACUGCCAGUACAUAUUAUUUCCCAAUUUCCGCCAUGGUUGUUUCGCCACACUUUAUCAUGGUCCAAAAAUUUCUUCCCAAAAGCGCCAGCUCCUCCAAGAUGUCAUACGAAAUCUACCGGAACAAAAACUCCGGCGAUGCUGAUUUCCACACGAUUAGCGACAUGUAUGAGCGCGUCAUGAGGGAAGACAAAAUUCUCUGCGACAGUGCACAGAAGAAUCUCGACCGGAACGUUUUCGUCAAUGGGGAGCUGCAUCCUAAAUUCGAGAAGGCUCCGCUCUUCUUCCAGAGCACUGCUCGCGAGAUUAUUACGGAACAUUUUGAGCGGGAAAAGGCUCAAGGGCGGGAAAUCUGGCCGGCAAAACAAAAAGUGCCAUGUAACUCGCAGGUCAGUGACAAAGAUGAGGAGAUUUGUGCUGCUCUGAGCUGUGGAGCCCAGAAGGAAAUCUUGGCUUGGUGA
Molecule: messenger RNA, 1242 nt
Organism: Penicillium longicatenatum
Lineage: Eukaryota; Fungi; Ascomycota; Eurotiomycetes; Eurotiales; Aspergillaceae
Product: aromatic ring-hydroxylating oxygenase subunit alpha
Exons: 2
Coding region: 1-1242 (413 amino acids)
Molecular function (GO): 2 iron, 2 sulfur cluster binding; iron ion binding
Source: RefSeq, a predicted model, not a curated record